UUUUCUCUGAACCUUGGCACAGGUAUGUUGGGAGGAGUGCAGUCUUAGGAGGGAGGAGGCAGGAGGAACUGGAGCCCGACAGUGAAGGCCACAGAACUGCAGUGGGAGGAGGCUGCACUCUGUUUCGCCAUGGCCUCCCUUGCUGCAGCAAAUGCAGAAUUUUGCUUCAAUCUCUUCAGAGAGAUGGAUAACAAUCACGGCAAUGGAAAUGUGUUCUUUUCCUCUUUGAGCCUCUUCACUGCCCUGGCCCUGGUCCGUUUGGGUGCCAGAGGUGACUGUGCAGCUCAGAUUGAUAAGAUGCUUUAUUUCAACACUGUCUCAAGACACAGAAACUCUUCAAAUAGUCAGCCAGGACUACAAUCUCAAUUGAAAAGGGCCCUUGCUAAUAUAAAUGCAUCUCACAAGGAUUAUGAACUCAGCAUUGUCAACGGUCUUUUUGCAGAAAAGGUGUUUGACAUUCAUAAGAAUUACAUCGAGUGUGCUGAAAAACUGUACAAUGCCAAAGUGGAACGAGUUGACUUUACAAAUGAUGUAGAGGAUACUAGAUAUAAAAUUAAUAAAUGGAUUGAAAAUGAGACACAUGGCAAAAUUAAGAAAGUGUUUUCUGAUGGUAGCAUAAGCUCAUCUGCUGUCAUGGUGCUGGUGAAUGCUGUAUACUUCAAAGGCAAGUGGAAGUCUGCCUUCACCAAGAGUGAGACAUUAAACUGCCGCUUCAGAUCUCCCAAGUGUUCUGGGAAAUCAGUGGCCAUGAUGCAUCAAGAACGGAGGUUCAAUUUGUCUGCCAUUCAGUACCCAGCCAUGCAAGUUCUUGAGCUCAGAUACCAUGGUGGCAUAAGCAUGUACAUUUUGCUGCCUGAGAUUGACCUGUCACAAGUUGAAAACAAACUGACCUUUCGGAAUCUAAUGGACUGGACCAGUCCAAGAAGAAUGAAAUCUCAGUAUGUUGAGGUGUUUCUUCCUCGGUUCAAGAUAGAGAAGAAUUAUGAAAUCAAAGAACACCUGCGAGCCCUGGGGCUGAGUGAUAUCUUUGAUGAAUCAAGAGCUGAUCUCUCUGGCAUCGCCUCGGGAGGUCGCCUCUACAUAUCGAAACUGAUGCACAAAUCAUUCAUAGAGGUUUCUGAGGAGGGAACCGAGGCAACAGCGGCCACAGGAAACAACAUUGUAGAAAAGCAACUUCCUGAAUCUACAGUGUUCAGAGCUGAUCACCCAUUCCUAUUUGUCAUCAGGAAAGAUGACAUCAUCUUGUUUAGUGGCAAAGUCUCUUGCCCUUGAAAAUCCUGUUAGUUUCUAUUUGUAGUCCCUGCCACAGCAAAGAAACAUCACAAGUGAAUAGAUUUAGUUGGAAGCAUGUGGUGUUGCUCUUGAGUUGAUUUUUUCCUGACAGUGGCCAGCAGAUGAUAUUGGGACUUGACUCCUCUUGGACACCUGGUUGAUUGUCUUGAUCCCUGCUCUUAGCCUCACCCAUUUCUGAUUUCAUUGUCUUUCUAUGCACACUCAUCUCUACUAUUCUCCCCCAUGGCCCACCUGGGAAUUAUAGAGAGGGUUCCAUUGGUAAUGAGAAUGUAGCAGCAGCCCUAGGAAUCUUCUUGGGUUUUUGCAGUUAUCACAGAUAUACAGUUUCAUUGUAAAGGAUCUGGGGAGUAAGAUCAUCUGUUUCCUGGAAAUAAGGAUGAAGGGUAAGUUUUCCUGGUUGGCCCAAGAAGACAUGAUAGUUUACUUUAAAACAUUUGAUGUUAAAUCAGUGUAUACUCUAGAUGUUAAAAAAUAUGGAGUUGGAAUUGGGAACCAAGCAAGAUAAUUUUAAGUUGACAUAUUUUGUGAUUUUUCUUGAAAAGAUUUAAUGUGUACAUAGUUUUUCAGACAUUAAAAACCUUUCAACUGUUGGAAGCUAUUAUUUACAAUA
Messenger RNA from Oryctolagus cuniculus (rabbit), 1903 nucleotides. It is a transcript of the gene SERPINB7, whose product is annotated as serpin family B member 7. The record is from RefSeq and is a predicted model, not a curated record. Gene Ontology annotation, biological process: negative regulation of endopeptidase activity. Lineage: Eukaryota; Metazoa; Chordata; Mammalia; Lagomorpha; Leporidae. Gene Ontology annotation, molecular function: serine-type endopeptidase inhibitor activity.